CUUCUUAAAGCAAAACAAGAGAGUUCACAAAGGAAGAGAGAGAAUCAUGAGUCAGUGUGUUGUACCCAACUGGAAUCUACGACACCAACGACAAGAACAAGUCGGAGAUGAAGAAGGAAAAAGAUCCUCUCACGUGCACAACAAACACCAAAAUCCUCCUAUUCCCAUGUCGAAUUACGAAGUUACUGAACUUGCAUGGGAGAACGGUCACCUAGCCAUGCAUGGGCUUGGUGGGCUCACUCGGCUUACAUCAACAAAACCCAUGUUUCAAACUGGCGGCACACUCGAGUCUGUGGUCCAUCAAGCCACCCACCAUAAGAGCAUCCCGAAUUCAGCUGACUUUCGCUGUAACCCAGAAAACAUAAACUCGGUGGUUGCAUCAUCUGGUGGGAAAUGGGCUGAAAAUUCUAUGGGCUCCGAUCCAAUGACAAAGCGUACAAAGCCAGGCUCCAGCCCACGACGAAAACAGUGUAUUAAUGACAUUCUUGAUGGGCAGGUGAAUAGCACCCGCACGACAUCCUUCCAGGAAACUGAUACCAAUACAAUGACAUGGGCGUCUUUCGAAUCUCCUGGCAGCAUGAAAACCAGGACCACCGACCAAGACUCAGCUUGCCGCAGUGAACCGCGAAGCUUAGAUGAAGAACCAGAUAAUAAAACUGAAACUGGACGAUCUUUCUCAACGAGGAGAAGUCGAGCUGCUGCAGUUCACAAUCAAUCAGAACGAAGACGUAGAGACAGGAUCAACCAAAAGAUGAAAGCUCUCCAAAAGCUUGUACCCAAUUCAAGUAAGACUGAUAAAGCAUCAAUGCUCGACGAGGUGAUCAACUAUCUAAAGCAACUUCAAACGCAACUUCAUAUGAUGAGCCUUGGGAACAUGCCACAGAUGAUGAUGCCUCUAGGGGUACAACAUCAUCUCCAAAUGUCGCUAUUGGCACGUAUGGGCAUGGGCAUGGGACUUGGAAUGGGGAUGGGAAUGCUAGACAUGAGCAGCAUCAAUCGUCCCACUCAGCCCAUUCCUACAAUCCUCCAUCAAUCCAGUUCGCCGGCAACAGCAGCGGCUGUGACUGCCUCUUUUGUUCCACCCCCUUUCUUAAUACCUUCCCUAAUGCCGGCUCAAUCAACUACGAAUGUGAACUCAGAGCUUGCUGCCAAUCACCCGAUACCUUUGCCUAAUCCAUACUCUGCCUUCUUAACACAGUCAAUGAAUGUCGAUCUCUACAACAAGAUGGUCGCACUCUACCGCCAACAAAUCAAUCAGAACACACAAGGUAGUGCUCCAACACAAGCUAACGGUGCACCACAUGACUAGGAACAACGUCGGAUCUUGGCAAAGGGUUGACUCAAGAUGGCAUAAAGUGGUCGUAAGAAGUUGGAUCAAUUUCUUUAGUGCAAUGUUGUAAUAAUUUAUGUGAGACAUGCCACUAAAUUUUAAACUUCUUGUAUCAUGUGUAUAAUUAUCAACUGGAGCGCAUGUACCGUUUGUUUCCAGUUCA
Messenger RNA from Magnolia sinica, 1493 nucleotides. Its product is annotated as transcription factor UNE10-like. The transcript is spliced from 6 exons. Gene Ontology annotation, cellular component: nucleus. The record is from RefSeq and is a predicted model, not a curated record. NCBI's taxonomy places the organism in Eukaryota, Viridiplantae, Streptophyta, Magnoliopsida, Magnoliales, Magnoliaceae. Gene Ontology annotation, molecular function: protein dimerization activity. Bases 47 to 1309 code for a protein of 420 amino acids.